Molecule: messenger RNA, 2406 nt
Organism: Trichomycterus rosablanca
Lineage: Eukaryota; Metazoa; Chordata; Actinopteri; Siluriformes; Trichomycteridae
Gene: sult4a1
Product: sulfotransferase family 4A, member 1
Exons: 7
Coding region: 78-932 (284 amino acids)
Biological process (GO): sulfation
Cellular component (GO): cytoplasm
Molecular function (GO): sulfotransferase activity
Source: RefSeq, a predicted model, not a curated record
CCUACCUAAUAUCAAAUGCAUCAUUUCUACACAACAAAUAAAAAUUAAAUUGCGUUGCCAUUCCAUUCGCCUUGAAGAUGGCUGAAAGCGAAGUGGAUACGCCGAGCACCCCGAUAGAGUAUGAGAGCAAAUACUUCGAGCAUCAUGGAGUUCGCCUUCCUCCUUUCUGUAGAGGAAAGAUGGACGAGAUCGCCAACUUCUCCCUCAGAAGUAGCGACAUAUGGAUCGUUACUUAUCCUAAAUCAGGUACAAGCUUGUUGCAAGAGGUAGUGUAUCUAGUGAGCCAGGGUGCAGACCCAGAUGAAAUUGGGCUAAUGAAUAUUGACGAGCAGCUUCCAGUGUUGGAAUAUCCUACACCUGGUUUGGAUAUUAUUCAGGAGCUGACCUCACCUCGUCUGAUCAAAAGUCACCUGCCUUAUCGCUUCCUUCCCACAGCCAUGCAUAAUGGAGAGGGCAAGUUCAUUUACAUGGCUAGGAAUCCUAAAGACCUGGUGGUGUCCUAUUACCAGUUUCAUCGUUCUUUAAGAACCAUGAGUUACCGCGGAACCUUCCAGGAGUUCUGUCGACGCUUUAUGAAUGAUAAGUUAGGAUACGGUUCCUGGUUUGAGCAUGUGCAGGAGUUCUGGGAACAUCGCAUGGACUCAAACGUCCUGUUUUUGAAAUAUGAGGACAUGUACAAGGACCUGGGUACACUGGUGGAACAGUUGGCACGUUUUUUGGGCAUCUCAUGUGAUAAAGCUCAGCUGGAGAGCAUGGUGGAGAGUUGCAACCAACUGAUCGAGCAGUGCUCCAACUCAGAGGCCCUAUCCAUCUGCAGGGGUCGCGUGGGGCUAUGGAAGGACAUCUUCACUGUAUCCAUGAAUGACAAGUUUGAUGCUGUGUAUCGUCAGAAGAUGGGCAAAUCUGACCUGACCUUUGACUUUAAUCUGUGAAAAAGCCUCACGGAUACUGGACUAUAUGCAUCAACCAGUCUAAUCAACCGAUCAGAUACUCUCCUCUCCUCUACACUACACUGAGUGCAACUUGUAAAAUUUUUGUCGUCACCUCUGACCCUUUCUAUUUCACCUAAUAUUCCCAUUCUGUCCAUCUCUUGUCUUACAUAGCUCAUGUGUUUUUGCACUCAGCUUGUAAAAUUUAUAAGUGCAUUUAAUUUUGGAAAAGUAAACCUGGUUCAGUUUACUGCUCAGAGCUUUGUCAUGUACGUAUGUUUGCAGUUUGUUUUGUGUACCGUGCAUAAGCAGUGCUUUAGCCUGGUGACAAGUUUGAACAUAUUUUGUAUGCAUUACACAUUAUUUAAAGCUUUUUCUCUGGUCCCUAUCGAAAUGAAAUGUAUAUUUAAUAAAUAUGGAAAAUAUGUCAUUUGUAGUCUAUGCAUCCAAACCUUACAGCAAAGUUUAAGAGAAAUUACAAAUGUUGAUUCUAAAAAUCAAAUGUUGAUUGUAUGGGAUCUGUUUUUCAUAGAACAUCUGGCUAGAAGAUACUGUAUAUUGUACUGUAUAUGCAGCCAAGCAGUUACAGGUAGUUAAGUGAUGUUUAUGUCCCUUCGCUAAAAAUGAUUACAUUCACAGAUUUAAAUAUUUUAAAAUGAGCCUUGCUUUUAUGUUAUACUUUUUAUGUUUUAAGAUAACUGACUGAUGUUAAACAUUUCAAUCUUGUUUGAAUCUGCUGAAGUAAACAGUAUUACAGAUCCAAUCUGUUGUAUUUGCCCAUGGAUGCUUAUCAAUGUACUGCAUGUAUAUGUGUAUGUAUGGUUUAUGCAUCACCAUUACAGGCAAUAGAUCAAUUCCACAUACUGCUUUUUAGCUCAAAGCUCAGGACAAGCAGUUAAUUACUUUAACUGGUGAUGUUAUACACAAAGAUACAAAAGAGUAUGUCAUUUAUGGAAUUUCAUGUCGUGAUAUAUCACUCAGUUGCUUAUAUUAAAAUUCAGGUGUAUCUGUUGGAGUAGAUACUGCACUGUUUCGAUCCUUGCCUUCAGUCACCUCACUGACUGAGGAAUUUUACAUGUGAGUUUCCUCUAGGUACUCUGUUUUGUUGUUAGUUUAAGGCACACUACCACCAAGUAGCCACUGUUGGGCCCCUGAGCAAGGCUCUUAACCCUUAAUUGAUCAAAUUGCAUCUGGCCACAGUGGUAAGUUGCUUUGGAUAAAAAACAUCUGCUAAGCGCCCUAAAUGUAAACAUAAAUUGUCUCUAGGUUUUAGCCAGCCAGUUGCCCUAUCUAGGGGGCACCAUAGCCAUUGUGACUCUGACUAGGAUAAAGCGGUUAGAAAAUCGAUGUAUGAAUGAUUUAAAGCUAUAGUAUGUAACUUCUGGGAGGCUGUGAUUAUGUCAAAUGCUUAUACAAUACAAUACAAUAAAAGAUGCUUUGAUUUUGCAUAUUUCUUGAAUUAAAUACAAUAAAAUAC